AUGGUCGAAAAGACACUUCAUGAGGCUUGGACAAAGUCGAAGCCAAAUGUGGGUCAUCUUAGAGCUUUUGGAUCAAUGUGCUUCAGACAUAUACCUGAACAAUUGAGAAAGAAGCUGGAUGAUCGAAGUGAAGUCAUGGUGCUCAUAGGUUAUCAUUCGACUGGUGCAUACAAGUUGUAUUCGCCAAACAAAGAUAAACUAGUGAUCAGUCGAGAAGUUCUUGUAGACGAAAGCAAAGGGAGGGACUGGAGUCGAAGUUCAGUUCGACAAGAAUCAGAUACAGUCACAACUGUGUUCGAAGAAGAUGAACAAAAUGAAGCUUCAACCAGUCAAAAUGAAAAGGAUGAUGCUUCAACCAGUCAAAAUGAAGAACCACCUGUGCAGAAUGAAAGAAGGUCAAUAAGAACAAGAACUGAGUCGACAAGGCUAGCUGGAUAUGAAAGAUUUCCAGAUCAAGCAAUUGAUGCAGAUGGUGAUUUAAUCGAAGAAGCCAUGAUGAUGGCUGAAGCAGAACCAAUUGACUUGAAUGAAGCCAUGAGUAAUUCGAAUUGGUGUGAAGCCAUGAAAGAAGAACUCAGAGGUAUUGAGAAGAACAAGACCUGGGAGCUUGUCGAAAGAACCAACAAGAAAUCAAUCGAUGUAAAGUGGAUUUAG
This is a messenger RNA of Vicia faba (fava bean), 654 nucleotides long. NCBI's taxonomy places the organism in Eukaryota, Viridiplantae, Streptophyta, Magnoliopsida, Fabales, Fabaceae. The record is from the annotation of a GenBank genome assembly.